GUCUCCCUGGGCCCCUUGAAGACGGGUCGAGGCUCGAGGGGAGCCCAUGCUGGACGAGCCGCGGCGUCGGAGGGGCCGGGCCGUCCGACUACAAGUUCCGGCUGCUGGAGCCGGGGGAUUUCCAGAAGGGCAUCCUGACGGUGCUGGGGCAGCUCACCGACGUCGGGGGCAUCCAGGAGCUGGAGUUUCAAGAGGCCGCCAAGAGAGCCCCAUGGCAGCCCACGAGGGCCCAGGUUCGGUCCAAGAGCCACCCAAUACGGCCAAGGGGGGCCAGGUUACCCGAGGACUGCACUUCUGUAGUCCAAAGCCCAGUUAUCAAGGCAGCUGUGCACGCGGGUGCGCUAGCUCUGCACGUGGGUGCUUUCGCGAGCUCCCGCGUGCGCGCCUUGGGUUUGGGGGGCCCGCCCGCCCCCUUCCCCUCCCCCCUGGAAAGCCGGACCGUGUCGGUUGCGCAGAUCACACGUGGGGCUGCUCAAAGCGAAAAGGUCAGGUUAUCGGCCGGCACCUCCCCGCCUUCCCCCACCGGAUAACCCAGGUUACCGCCGACAAAUAUUCAAACAAAAAACCAUCUCAAGCCAGGGAGGACAGGUUCAUGGCGAUAUACGAGGUGCGGAUGAAGGCUGGCGGUGACUUUCGUAGUGGAGCACGUGGCGACAGGGAGGGUAGUCGGAACCGCGACCCUUCUGAUAGAGGCCAAGUUCACCCACGGGGGGUCCUUCGUGGGUCACGUGGAAGAUGUUGUAGUGGACAAGGAGCACCGCGGCCGAAGGCUGGCGCAGAGGCUGCUGCAGGACUGUCGGGACAUGGCCCGCGAGGCGGGCUGCUGCAAGGUGCUCCUAGACUGCAACGACGGGAACGUGGCCUUCUACGAGAAGUGCGGCUACCGGCGGUCCGAGAGGCAGAUGCGCCUCGACGUGCCCGCGGCGGACCCGCAGGCCCAGAGCGGCGCUGGCCCACCCUGAAAGCGGCGCUCGCCGCAGGCGCCGCCCCCUCCGCCGCCGCGCCCUCUCGGCGCUGGGCCAGCGUGUCGGCAACGAGGGGCGCGCGCGCGCGCGUUCGCGUGCGCGCCGCCGCGCGCGGCCGCCCCUCGCCGCUCGGGGGACAAAAGGUCCGCGGAUGGCUUGUGCGCACCGCGAGGGUUCUUCCCGUCGAGCUGCUGUUUUGUCGCGCCAUCCCAUGUCUCCAAACUUCUGGCGUUCCUCGGCACCUGCAAUGUCUUCCACCUCGAUGGACGGCAUCCUCGCGCUGGCCUUCACGAUCUGAGCCUGGGCAGGCCCCUUCUCUCGUGGCGCUCUUUUCCUUUUCGCCUCCGUGCCUCGAUUCGUCUCCGGUGCAUCUCGCCGUUUACUGACCAGCGUAACAAUGUAUUGGAACACGUGGCGCCCGCGG
Prorocentrum cordatum is the source of this 1389-nucleotide messenger RNA. The record is from the annotation of a GenBank genome assembly. NCBI's taxonomy places the organism in Eukaryota, Dinophyceae, Prorocentrales, Prorocentraceae.